ACUGAAUGUACGAAUCGCAACGGGGUGCCGAUCAAAGUGGACCUUUACUGACCCACACACAUCAAAGUUGUUGGUGAACGCAGCAGGCCAGGCAGCCUCUUUAAUCAAAGAUCCAGUGCAGGUGGUGCCUGAUUUAUGAUGUUGUUUGAGAAUUCCACAGACAAUUUUGACCAUUCUCAUUCAGCUUCAGUUCUCUAUGUCCUGAGCUUCAUGAUAGGUCGAUCUUCAUUGGAACAUUGAGAAGGAUGCACGACUACCCUCACAAUCUCUUUCUUCAUUUUGACUAAGGCAAGAAGUGGAAAAAUCACACAAGAAAAGACAGAGGCUCCCCAAGUAUCAUUUAAAGCCCUGUAGUCACUGGAUUGUUAUACAGACCAGCCAACGAGGGACAGAGAUCAGAAAUGGGAGGGUCAAGCUCCAGUGAACAGAUGGCAGAGACUGAGACCCCCUCAUUCUUCACACAGGAAGAACUGAGCAAACUAAAGUCUGAUUUUGAAACAGGUGGGGUGGAAAAAGUUAAACCACUGAUAGACAAAAAAGUAACUGAUCUGGACAAAACAGAGCUUAACAUCGCAGUGACGGGAGAAACAGGUACAGGAAAAUCCACCUUCAUCAAUGCCAUGAGAGGACUUCGGAGUGAUGAUCCAGGAGCAGCUGAAGUUGGGACCACAGAAACAACAAAGGAGCCAACCGGAUACUCACAUCCCACUCUGCCCAAUGUUCGCUAUUGGGACCUACCAGGGAUGGGAACUACACUAUUUCCAGCAGCUACAUAUCUCACAAAAAUGAAAUUCAAAAGAUUUGAUUUCUUUAUCAUAAUCUCCACUGUUCGAUUCAAAGAAAGUGAUGUAAAACUUGCCAAAGAGAUUAAACGGCUGGGGAAACAAUUCUAUUUUGUCCGCUCUAAGAUUGAUGCUGAUCUUUAUUCCAUGAGGAAAGAUAAGGUGUUUAUUGAUGAAGAAGAAGAGCUGGAAAAGAUGCGGAGUGACACUGUCAGGAGGUUGGUAGAGUCAGGGUUUCCAGAUCCAGCUGUGUUCCUGAUAUCCAGUUUAGAGCCGGAUCAUUUUGAUUUCACUCGGUUAAAUGAAGGACUCGAAGGUGAUCUAAAUAAUGUAAAGAAAAGGAUCUUUGUCCUGGCCCUUCCAAAUGUAAGUGUGGAGAUAGUUCAGAGGAAAAAUGAGAUUCUGAAAAAACAUGUCUGGAUGUUUGCAACACUCUCUGGGGGAUUGGGAGCGGUCCCAGUUCCCGGCUUCUCUCUUGCUUGUGAUAUCGGUAUAGUGAUUGGAGCCAUUGUCCACUUCCGGAAAUGCCUGGGUCUGGAUGAUGCUUCUCUUCAAAGACUGGCUAACAGAGCAGGAAAACCUGUGGAAGACCUGAAGGCGACAGUAAAAGCUCCAUUGCUGGGGGAAAUAACCCCAGAUGUAAUUGUGAGAUUAGGUUGGGGGGUUGCUGUUGUUACCAUUUCAGCCCUGGAAUUCGCUUUCGACUUUGUCCCUGUCAUUGGCUCCAUUUUUGGAGCAGGCUCAUCAUUUCUCAUGACAUACAAGAUACUGAGUGCUGCACUGAAGGAUCUUACAGAGAAUGCAGAGAGAGUGGUGAAAGUUGCCUUUGAAACUGAUUAACUGCUCUGUAAAUGUAUCCACCCAGUGAAUUUGUAUCAUGUUUAAUAAUUUGAUGAUAUUACAUCAAGCACCAAAUCCUGCUGUAAUUCUACUCAAUAAUGUUCAUUUCUACUGCACGGAUUCCUCGAAAUAUUUCUGAUUCAAUACCUGGGGGCGGUGGGGGCGGGGUAAGGAGUUCCUAUCUGCAGCUUUGUGGAAAACCAGAGCAAGAUUAACAGAGUGCUGUUCCAUGAAUUAAACAUUAAAAUUAAACUAUAUCUGCCUUCAGAGGUGUACAUAAAGGAUGUACCUGUAAGGGGUUUCUUUUUUUUGUCACUGCAUAGUCUAAUUAAAAUGGCUUCUUUGUUAUGUUAUAAUUGAAAGGGCUUCUUUGUUAUGUUAACUGCUGAGAAAGUCCUCCCGCAAGCAGUUUGUUUUGGAUUAUCUAUUGAAAAGAGGACGAAUGAACCAAUUGGGAUAGUUGUUAUGCUUUCUGUUUGUCUGUAAGAUAUUGUAUGCGUGGGUUUUUGGGCAGAAGGCGGGAGAGAGAGACAGAGGAUGGACCAGGUGCUGUGAGUCCGCUAACGGGGUCGGACCCUGAGCAGGAGUCCGAGGUCCAGGGUGUUUGGCGAGGAGAGGAAAUGGAGAUGGACUCGUGUGGAGCGUCUUGUCGACCACCUUGUUGGUCCCAGGCGGCAGGUCAAGGUGGUCUGAGGGGAUCGCAAAGCGAAGAAGGAAGGUCCUGAGCUCCAACUGUCUGUGCAUGAAGAGAUUGAACUUUGAUAAGUGUGGUGCCUUUUAUUUUCCUUUUAUAUUUUAUUCUCUAUUAAUUAUAUAGUUCCAGUAAUAUCUAUAAACUGUAAUUUAUUUA
Messenger RNA from Mobula hypostoma (lesser devil ray), 2472 nucleotides. Its product is annotated as interferon-inducible GTPase 5-like. Bases 402 to 1622 code for a protein of 406 amino acids. Gene Ontology annotation, cellular component: membrane. The transcript has 4 exons. NCBI's taxonomy places the organism in Eukaryota, Metazoa, Chordata, Chondrichthyes, Myliobatiformes, Myliobatidae. Gene Ontology annotation, molecular function: GTP binding; GTPase activity. The record is from RefSeq and is a predicted model, not a curated record.